AUGUCAAGCAGGAAUUUGAGGAGUCGUAAGAAGUUAGAUGACAAUGUGCUUGAGGGAGUCAACGAGACUAAAUCCAAAAAUUUAAAUCUCAAAGUCGACAAAGAAGAAGAUAGCGAUGAAGCCCCUGAAGAGGAAACUUUGCUUACGGGAAAAGAAAAAGUGAUAGCGAAAAUUGAAGCUGAGCGUGCUGCUCUUCGAGAUAUAGAACGACAAAGAAAAGAAAAGCGAAAGCAGAUUGAACAACGAAACCGCGAGCAGGCUGAACAGCGCAAAAAACGGGCCGAAAAAGCUGAAGAAACCCCGAAAUUUCUUCCGCAAGAUCUGUUGCAAAAAUACGACACAGAAGAGGAGUUCGAAAAGCCCAAAAAAAUCGUUUUUGACGAUGAGGAAAACGAUAUGACUCGAAAAGAGUUGUUGACAGCUAAGCUCAAGGAAGCUCGUGGAAUGAGUAAGAAAGUGGUCAGGAAAGGUCCUGUGCGAGUUCAGGUUCUUAGUAAGAAUAGGGGUCUGUUGAGCGUUCCAACAAGUAACAUCCGAUCGAAAAAGGAUAAGUGGCUGAACCGCAAAGCUCUUAAGCGCAAGUGA
This is a messenger RNA of Ogataea haglerorum, 585 nucleotides long. RefSeq lists its product as uncharacterized. The record is from RefSeq and is a predicted model, not a curated record. The transcript has a single exon. Gene Ontology annotation, molecular function: snoRNA binding. The coding region runs from base 1 to 585 and encodes 194 amino acids. Gene Ontology annotation, biological process: rRNA processing. Lineage: Eukaryota; Fungi; Ascomycota; Pichiomycetes; Pichiales; Pichiaceae.